AUGGGGUCGAUUUGCAUAGCAAUCCCAACGUCCACCGGAACCGCAUCAACGUCAACAGCUAUUCCGACUUCUACUGGAUCUGCAACAACAUCCACAGCUGUUCCAACUUCAAGCUCCACAGCUACAACAACACAAGGGACAACGUCUACUGCGAUUCCUACUUCCACAGAUACUGCCACCACCUCCACAGCGAUCCCAACUUCCACUUCGUCGACAACGCAAAAGCCGACCACUUCGACGGCAAUUCCUACCUCAACAGAUAUCACAACAUCCACAGCCGUUCCGACUUCAAGCUCCACAACUACAACAACACAAGGGACAACUUCCACUGCGAUUCCUACUUCCACAGAUACUGCCACCACCUCCACAGCGAUCCCAACUUCGUCAACAACGCAAACACCGACCACUUCGACGGCAAUUCCUACCUCCACAGAUAUCACAACAUCCACAGCUGUUCCAACUUCGAGCUCCACAUCUACAACAACCCAAGGAACAACCUCCACCGCGAUUCCAACUUCCACAGAUGUGACUACAUCUACCGCAAUUCCAACUUCAAGCUCGACAUCUACAACGACAUCGACUACAACACAAGGAACCACUUCCACUGCAGUACCUACAUCUACAGAUACUGCUACCACAUCUACAGCGAUUCCAACUUCCACAGAUGCUGAUAAUACAUCCUCAACCCCUCCAACUAAGCCUUCUGAAGUAACAGAAACCCCAACUACUUCCACGGCAAUCCCCACCUCGACAGAAAGCCAAACAACGUCUACAGCUAUUCCGACUUCUAGUUCCACCUCAACACAAACCGGAACUACUUCCACAGCUAUCCCCACGUCAAGCUCCACGUCAACUUCUACAGCAAUCCCCACGUCAAGUUCCACGACAACAGAGGCAACAACAUCAACAGCGAUCCCCACGUCAAGCUCUACCUCAACUUCCACAGCAAAUCCCACCUCUAGUUCCACGACAACAGAGGCAACAUCCACUGCGAUCCCCACGUCAAGUUCCACGACAUCAGAGGCAACAACAUCAACAGCGAUUCCCACGUCAAGCUCUACGUCAACUUCCACAGCAAUUCCCACCUCUAGUUCCACGACAACAGAGGCAACCACAUCCACAGCGAUUCCAACGUCAAGCUCUACGUCAACUUCCACAGCAAUUCCUACUUCAACGACAACAGAAGGAACCACCUCCACCGCGGUAGCAACAACAAGUUCCACUACUUCAGACACGACAACAUCCACGGCGGCCCCCACCUCUAGUUCCACAACAACAGAGUCGACAACUUCCACAGCGGUUGACACGUCAAGUUCAACGACAACAGAGGGAACCACCUCCACCGCCGUAGCAACAACAAGUUCCACGACUUCAGACACGACAACAUCCACGGCGGCCCCCACCCCUAGUUCCACAACGACAGAAUCGACAACUUCCACAGCGGUCAACACGUCAACAACAACAAGUUCCACGACGGCCCCCACCUCUAGUUCCACAACGACAGAGUCAACAACUUCCACAGCGGUUGACACGUCAAGUUCCACGACAACAGAAGGAACCACCUCCACCGCGGUAGCAACAACAAGUUCCACGACUUCAGACACGACAACAUCCACCGCAGACACCACCUCUAGUUCCACAACAACAGAGUCGACAACUUCCACAGCGGUCGACACGUCAAGUUCCACGACAACAGAAGGAACCACCUCCACUGCGGUAGCAACAACAAGUUCCACGACAACAUCCACGACGGCCCCCACCUCUAGUUCCACAACGACAGAGUCAACAACUUCCACAGCGGUUGACACUUCCACAACAACAGAGUCGACAACUUCCACAGCGGUUGACACGUCAAGUUCCACGACAACAGAAGGAACCACCUCCACCGCGGUAGCAACAACAAGUUCCACGACUUCAGACACGACAACAUCCACCGCAGACCCCACCUCUAGUUCCACAACAACAGAGUCGACAACUUCCACAGCGGUCGACACGUCAAGUUCCACGACAACAGAAGGAACCACCUCCACUGCGGUAGCAACAACAAGUUCCACGACAACAUCCACGACGGCCCCCACCUCUAGUUCCACAACGACAGAGUCAACAACUUCCACAGCGGUUGACACGUCAAGUUCCACGACAACAGAAGGAACCACCUCCACCGCGGUAGCAACAACAAGUUCCACGACUUCAGACACGACAACAUCCACGGCGGCCCCCACCUCUAGUUCCACAACGACAGAAUCGACAACUUCCACAGCGGUCGACACGUCAACAACAACAAGUUCCACGACAACAUCCACGACGGCCCCCACCUCUAGUUCCACAACGACAGAGUCAACAACUUCCACAGCGGUUGACACGUCAAGUUCCACGACAACAGAAGGAACCACCUCCACCGCGGUAGCAACAACAAGUUCCACGACUUCAGACACGACAACAUCCACCGCAGACACCACCUCUAGUUCCACAACAACAGAGUCGACAACUUCCACAGCGGUUGACACGUCAACAACAACAAGUUCCACGACAACAUCCACGACGGCCCCCACCUCUAGUUCCACAACGACAGAGUCAACAACUUCCACAGCGGUUGACACGUCAAGUUCCACGACAACAGAAGGAACCACCUCCACCGCGGUAGCAACAACAAGUUCCACGACUUCAGACACGACAACAUCCACCGCAGACACCACCUCUAGUUCCACAACAACAGAGUCGACAACUUCCACAGCGGUUGACACGUCAAGUUCCACGACAACAGAAGGGACCACCUCCACUGCGGUAGCAACAACAAGUUCCACGACAACAUCCACGACGGCCCCCACCUCUAGUUCCACAACAACAGAGUCGACAACUUCCACAGCGGUUGACACGUCAAGUUCCACGACAACAGAAGGAACCACCUCCACAGCGGUAGCCACGUCAAGUUCAACGACAACAGAAGGAACCACCUCCACUGCGGUAGCCACAACAAGUUCCACGACUACGGAGUCCGACACCACAUCGACGGCAGUUUCCAGCAGUUCAACAACUGAAAACACCCUUUACAAUGAGUUGAAGGUAUAA
Molecule: messenger RNA, 3069 nt
Organism: Drosophila bipectinata
Lineage: Eukaryota; Metazoa; Arthropoda; Insecta; Diptera; Drosophilidae
Product: mucin-2
Source: RefSeq, a predicted model, not a curated record